CGGCGAGCGCAGAGCUCUUCCGGUUGUACCUGCAGAGAGAGAGAUCAUCCUUAAGAGAUUCUCGCUGGCAGACGCGGAAGGGAUGCGAACGCCGGCAGCAUGGAGAGGGGCGGCGGGAAGUCCGCAGUUGUCGCAGUUGUGACUGAGCCUCGGUUCGCCCAGACGUACAGAGACUAUCUGGAGAAGCAGAAACUCUUGGAUAGACGGCACCGCGUGGCGAAGCUGCGGGAUGGCACGGUGGCGCUGCCGGUGCUCGCGGAGACCCUCCCGGAGGAGCACCUUCGGGAGCUGAGGAAUCGCGUGGCCCCGGGCAGCACCUGUGUGCUGACGCGGCUCCUGGAUCCUCUUCCUUCCAGAAGGGCCCGGGUUCCUUCACCUGCGCAAAGACUCUGCCUCGAGGUGAGGCGUUGGGUGGAGGACCGCGGGCUGACCUGGUCCGCUGAGCUGGAGGCGGACUUGCCCCGGUCUUGGCAACGGCACGGUGACCUGAUGCUGCUUAGUGAAGACUCUUUCCAAGCCGAGCAGUGGGGAAGUCUGGAACCAGGACUCUGGGAGACUGUCGCCUCAGCCCUUGAAGCCCGACGUUUGGCCAAACGGGGGCGGGUGUCACCUAACGGUACUCGAACUCCGGCGGUGACUCUGCUGCUGGGUGAGCACGGCUGGGUAGAGCAUGUGGAUAAUGGCAUCCGGUAUACGUUUGACGUCACACGGUGCAUGUUCUCCUUUGGGAACAUCACGGAGAAACUUCGAGUGGCAUCUCUGCCCUGCGCUGGCGAAGUGCUGGUGGAUCUCUAUGCGGGCAUUGGUUAUUUCACAUUGCCCUUCCUGGUUCACGCCGGCGCCGCCUUCGUCCACGCCUGCGAGUGGAAUCCUCAGGCUGUAGUUGCUCUGAGACACAAUUUGGAGCUCAAUGGAGUGGCAGACCGGUGUCAGAUCCACUUUGGAGACAACAGGAAGCUGCAACUCUCAGACACCGCAGAUCGGGUGAACCUGGGGCUGAUUCCCAGCUCUGAAGAAGGCUGGCCCGUUGCCUGCCAAGUGCUCCGGAAGGAUGUAGGGGGGAUUCUGCAUAUCCACCAAAAUGUGGAGUCCUUCCCAGGAAAGAAACCCCAGGCUCUCGGAAGCAGUGAUUCGGGAAAAGAGCACUGGCCUCAUCCCCAAAACAUCAUCCCUGAUAAACGGGGAAAUGGAACUCCUGGGAAUAUCACAGGGGACGUGCUGCCAGCAGCCAGCAAACCGGAGUGGCAGAGCUGGGCGGAAUCUGCAGAAACUCAGAUCGCCUCUCUCCUUCACCAAGUGCACGGGAAACGGUGGAGGACGCGCAUCCUGCAUGUCCACCCAGUGAAGUCAUACGCCCCCCAUGUGGAUCACAUAGUCCUAGAUCUGGAAUGCCGCCCCUGUCCUCCGAUUGGCUAGAAGAGAGUCUCUAUGUGAUCUAGACUGGUCUUAAGCUCAAGAGCUUCUCAGCCUUCUGGGUUCCGGGAUUUUAGGUAUGCACCACCGUAUGCCUGGCUCUCAGUGUUUUCAAAUGUGUACUGAGGCUGGGGAGAUGAUUCCGUGGUUAAAGCUCUUGCCAUGCAAUUGUAAGUUCAGAUCUCUAGAAUACGCAAAAGUCAGAGUAGUGCAUAUCUGUUAGCCCAGUGCUCUUAGGGUGAAAUACGAGGUAGAGACAGAAGAUCACGGGCCAGCUGGCUUGGCCUAUUUGGGACAUUGAGAACCAUCUCAAGCAAGGGUGACAUCCUAACUUGUCCUCUGAUCUUCAUACAUGGACUGUGGCACAUAUGUGCCUGCAUUCACACAAACACAUCACACACACACACACACACACACACACACACACACACAUGAUUGUGGUCCUUCCUAUCUGGCCACAUUCCCCACAGUUGGUAAGAGGGAACCAGCCUUUACUAGAACAUGGUGGAUUUUUGUGUUAAUGUUAGGCAAGUAGUGUUGAACUCAUGGAUGAUGAGGCCAACAGUGAGAUGUAUUCUUUCUUCCAUUUUCUAGAAAAG
This is a messenger RNA of Onychomys torridus (southern grasshopper mouse), 2012 nucleotides long. RefSeq names its product tRNA methyltransferase 12 homolog (gene Tyw2). The record is from RefSeq and is a predicted model, not a curated record. Gene Ontology annotation, molecular function: tRNA methyltransferase activity. Gene Ontology annotation, cellular component: cytoplasm. The coding region runs from base 100 to 1416 and encodes 438 amino acids. The transcript has 2 exons. Gene Ontology annotation, biological process: tRNA methylation. Lineage: Eukaryota; Metazoa; Chordata; Mammalia; Rodentia; Cricetidae.